Brassica napus (rape) is the source of this 2344-nucleotide messenger RNA. RefSeq names its product high-affinity nitrate transporter 3.1. Gene Ontology annotation, molecular function: nitrate transmembrane transporter activity. Gene Ontology annotation, biological process: response to nitrate; nitrate transmembrane transport. Bases 1415 to 2035 code for a protein of 206 amino acids. The record is from RefSeq and is a predicted model, not a curated record. The transcript is spliced from 2 exons. Gene Ontology annotation, cellular component: plasma membrane. Lineage: Eukaryota; Viridiplantae; Streptophyta; Magnoliopsida; Brassicales; Brassicaceae.
CUACCCAAAGUAAACAGAUAACAUAAAUCAUACUAACUCAAUGGACAACACUUUGUAAGAACUCGGUAACUGUAUGAAAUGAAUUCAAAACUACCUCAUUUUUGGUCAAAAAGUUCUGUUGGUAGACACAGUGAAGGUUUAAGGCACUUAGUGUUCUUAGCAUUUACAAUAUCACACCUGAACGAAGUGAACAAAAAACAAUUGUUAAAAGUUAUAGCACUAUUGAUGAUGUAUAUUUAAUUAACCAAUUACACUUUUUUUUCUUGCUUCUCUUUUUCCUGCCUUGUGUCCUGCUGUAUCACAUAUGGAGUCAAGAGAAAUUUAGAUAGAAACAUUUUCCUCUUGUAUUUCUUUCUUUUACUGGCUUGGACCUUAGGUUGUUGGCGCGGAGCAUCAGUCCUUUCGAAACACUUCAUCAAAUCAGCCAUAGUCUUUUUUUUUCUUGGGAUUCUUUGUUUAUGAAUUUGUAUAAACAAUGCUUAUGUAAAAAUUAUAUAACUUAUAAAUUCCUAACCAAGGCUUUAGUUUUCUGAAUCCAAAAUUAAAUAAAACCAAACACCAAAUCAAAGCUGUCAAUUCCAAAAUUAAAUAAAAAGCAAACACCAAAUCAAAACAACAAAUCACACUUUUUGUUAUUCAACUUCAUCACCAACAAUCGAUUCAAUGUUUGGGAGUGUCUCUUCUUCACCAUCAACUUCAUCUUCUGCAAGUUUUCAUAUUUGGGUUCUCAGAGCAGAGACGCUCUUUGCCUGAACCCGCAUGUUUUUAUCUGGAUAAGAGUUUAUAAAUGAGUAAGAUGAUAUGUGAUUUGUUAUUAAGAAGAGGGUUUGAGAAGCUUAUCCUUUCAUACUCGUUUUCUUUCAUUCGUGGAGGUGCAUUUUUCAUGAACAAUUUAGUGAAUAAGAGAACAAACAAAUCGCAGUCGACAGUAUUUUUUUUGUUGUGGACACAGGUUGCACAAAAAGAAUCACAUAAGAUAAUUUGACUUCUCAUGUGUUUAUAUCGUUUAAUUAUUUAAAUCCAUAAGAAACCGUUUGAAAGAACCUAAAAUUUGGAGUCUAAAAAUGAAUUAUUCAGAUGAUAUAUAGUGGAAUAGAAACUUAUAUCUCAUCAUUGGUAUGUUUAUGGGCACAUUACAGCUGUGGACAGAGACAACACAGACACUCUCAUGCCGGAGAGUGACACAAUCUUCCCAAGUCUUCAAACGGUAAUCUGAGACCAAACCGUUGACUUUGUCAUUAAUUUUUUAUGCUAGGCACAAGAUAUUUGAUCCAAUGAUUACCAUAAAAUUACUAUAUAUAGACAAAAAUGUGCACCUCAACUUUCUUAUCUAACAUAAAACUCAGCAAAAUAAACGCAUAUUCCUGUUCUCCUCAUAAGGCUUAUUUCUAGAUAUUCAAAUUCCAGGAUCUCCAUGGCUAUCCACAAGAUCAUCUUAGCUUCGUUUAUAGUCUACUUAAUGAUCCAGUUUAGUCAUGGUGCUACCAAAGAAAGGCUCUUCUCUGACCUGGAGAAAGAUGCACUUGACGUUACCGCUAAACCCAGCCGACAAGGCGUUUUGGAUGCCGGAAUUGACAAGUUGAGCAUUACAUGGAAGCUAAGCUCCACAGCUAAAAAGCAGGCUAAUUUUACGACCAUCAAAGUAAAGCUAUGCUACGCUCCGGUCAGCCAAGUUGACAGACCAUGGCGCAAGACCGAAAAUGAACUUUUCAAAGACAAGACCUGCCCACACAAGAUCAUCACCAGGGCCUAUAAUAAAUCAUCUCAAUCAUUUAAAUAUACCCUCGACCGCGACAUCCCCACCGGGACCUACUUCGUUCGUACCUACGCAGUUGAUGCCAAAGACCAUGAAGUUGCCUUUGGACAAAGCACGAACGAGGCCAAGACAACUAAUCUGUUCAGCGUUCAGGCUAUCAGUGGUCGCCACAAGUCCCUCGAUAUUGCCUCCGUCUGCUUCAGCGUCUUCUCCGUCCUAGCUCUGCUCGUCUUCUUCGUCAACGAGAAGAGGAAGGCCAAGUUAGAGCAAAGAAAAUGAGUCGUUUACUUCGCGACCGCGUAAUUGCGACGUUUUGCCUUUGAAUUUUUUUAUCAGUUGUUUUUGUUUUGUUCGUAGUUAUCUAUUUUGUACCUUUUUCUUACAUGUUUGUAAGCCAUUCAUGAUGAGCCAAAACCUAAUCCUACGGUGGUGAACUGGUGAUGUAUUGUGUGCUUUCUAUAUUUUUAAUACUAUUUUUGAUGUAUAUUCAUAUACACUUUCGUCACAAAGAUUGAUAUUCUUUUCUUUAUGGUAGAAGAAAAAAUGAGUAAAAAUAAACGUUGUAUUUUUUUUUUUUUUUGACGUAUG